AUGCCUUCUCGCCGGGAAACCUCUACCGAACGCUCUCAGGAGCGCCCGACGACUGCACGGACCGAGUCCACCCGAAGGCACCAGAGGAACCCUUCCGCGCAAACUCACCAUCGGGACAGUUCUGAUAUGGCUGGCACGGCUGCGACCGAUGCUUCGCAGCAUCGGACCGCAACAAAUGCUCCCCCGACCGCCUCCGCUCAACCUAGGCGUCGUACGACGAUCACAACGCCGACGGGCCAAUGGGCACUGGGGAAAACUAUAGGUGCCGGGAGCAUGGGCAAAGUGAAGUUGGCUAAGAAUAUGGAGACUGGAGAACAGGUCGCCGUCAAGAUCGUCCCGCGCCUCUCCACAGAAGAGCAUCGCAGCAGCCGAGAGACGGAAAGGGCCGAUCGCUCGAAAGAAAUUCGGACCGCUCGAGAAGCCGCCAUUGUCAGCCUAGUGAACCAUCCGUAUAUCUGUGGCAUGAGAGACGUGGUGCGGACUACGUACCACUGGUACAUGCUUUUUGAAUACGUCAACGGUGGCCAGAUGCUGGACUACAUCAUCUCCCAUGGCAAGUUAAAAGAAAAACAGGCGCGCAAGUUUGCGCGACAAAUUGCCAGCGCACUGGAUUACUCCCACCGCAACAGCAUCGUACAUCGAGACUUGAAGAUCGAGAACAUUCUUAUCAGCAAAACCGGUGACAUUAAAAUCAUUGACUUUGGUCUCAGCAACCUUUUCUCCCCCAGAAGUCUCUUGAAGACCUUCUGCGGCAGUCUCUAUUUCGCUGCCCCGGAGCUACUCCAAGCAAGGCAAUACACGGGACCGGAAGUGGAUGUGUGGAGUUUUGGAAUCGUGCUCUAUGUUUUGGUCUGUGGCAAGGUGCCAUUCGAUGACCAGAGCAUGCCUCAGCUUCACGCCAAGAUCAAGAAGGGCGUUGUGGAGUAUCCUCCGGGUCUUACCACUGAGUGUCGGCACAUCAUCUCUCGCAUGCUGGUCACGGAUCCCAAGCAGCGUGCUAGUCUGGCCGAAAUUAUGAACCACCCAUGGAUGAAUAAGGGCUUCAAUACACCUCCCGAAAACUACCUCCCUCACCGCGAGCCUUUGCAGCUCCCUCUGGACCCCGACGUUAUUAAGAAGAUGACAGGGUUUGAUUUCGGUCCACCGGAAUACAUCACCACUCAGUUAACCAAAGUGCUGGAAUCGGAAGAAUAUCAACACGCUGUACGACUCAACUUCCGUGAACAGCCUGCUCCCAACAAUACCGAGCGAAAGCGCGGCGUGUUCGACUUUUACAAGCGGCGAAACUCCGCCGCCAGUCGCGACACCCUUUCCGCUCCCUCGGCCGAGGCAAUCCAGCUGGGUAAUGACCCAUUGAAUGCCUACAGCCCCUUGGUAUCCAUCUACCACCUUGUCAAAGAGAAACUCGACCGGGAGCGAUCUGAAGCCCGGCCAGGUGCUCUUGGUCUCCGCCAAUCCCCGGGUGAAGUCCAAGUACCCGAUCUGGCUGCCCCGGAAGCUGCCCACACCAACCAGUACCAGGUUCCAGGCGAGCAUGAUGUGGGCCGCCGGUCUCGCCCGCGGGCUCGAACACAUGGAGAGGACGAGGCCCCGGAAGGAAUGAAGACUCUGCAUACUCCAUCACCAUCCGCGCAUGCUGUGCCUGUGGCAUCGCAGUCCGACACUCCGGCAAAGAAAGGAAGUGCUGCUGUCGGCCUACUGCGACGAUUCAGCACUCGCAGAACCAAAGACCGCAGCCGCGAUGUCGAGCGAGAGCGCAUCAGUACCCCGAACACUCCUACGCUCAAUGUUCAACCCCCUGCCGACUCUGCUUCCCCGUUGCACCGUGGAUUUAGUGUGCGGAGGACCCGGCGGGCUGAACCUUCUUCGGGCACUCUCCAACCAGGAGACAGCCAGCCCCAGCGGCAAGACUACCUCACAACUCCAGGAUCGGGGCAAGGCUCGCGGUCCAACAAAUUCCUGGGGCGAUCAACCAGCGUCAACUCGGCAGACUAUCGCGCCCGACGGGCCGCUCGCAGAACUGAUUCUGAUACAUUGGAUGUCGCCGACCGCCAACCUCCUUCGACAAGUGGUUCCGAUCAGAUUGGCCCUAACAACCAGAGACAUCAGGCCGCUGCUAAGACCGGUGGACGGACACACACGGCACGGACGAUGUCUCUCGGCCAUGCACGCCAGGAAAGCAUUCAGGCCCGGCGGGCUCGACGGGAAGCCACUCGGGAAGCCAAUGUCCCCGAGGAGACCGAUGCAGAUAUCUCUGGUGCGGGAACCGCACUGGAGAGCGCCAACGAAGGAGAGGAUCUGUCCAAGCCUGUUUAUCUCAAAGGCUUGUUCAGUGUUUCGACCACCAGCAGCAAGCCCUUGCCUGUCAUUCGGGCCGACAUUAUCCGUGUCUUAAAGCAGCUGGCAGUGGAAUAUGUCGAGAUUAAGGGUGGAUUCAGUUGUCGGCACGCUCCCAGUAUCGAUCUUGAGAAGGUAGUCGACAUUGGUCCUCCCAGCCCCGACCGACAGGGACAAGUAUCGCAUCGCCGUCGAAUCAGCUUUGGUGGACUACUCAGCCACGACGACAGUCGGGAGCACUCCAAGUUGCAGCGCCGGUCACAAGCGCCGGACCGCAGUUUCACCACCAACUCAGAGGGGUCUGAUGAGUUUGUUUCUCGAGACCAAUCUCAGGGCGGCGCGGUCGGUGAGCGAGUCGUCGGUGAGACGACAACCCGCGUGCAGAGCGACACUGGAGAGAAUCUCGUCCUCCGGUUUGAAAUCCUCAUAGUCAAGGUUCCUCUAUUUUCGCUACAUGGCAUUCAGUUCAAGAAGGUCUCGGGUGGCAUGUGGCAGUACCGGGAGAUGGCCAAGAAGAUUCUCGACGCUUUGAGACUCUAA
Penicillium alfredii is the source of this 2877-nucleotide messenger RNA. RefSeq names its product putative serine/threonine protein kinase Kin1 (gene kin1). Gene Ontology annotation, cellular component: cytoplasm. Gene Ontology annotation, molecular function: tau-protein kinase activity; ATP binding; protein serine/threonine kinase activity. The record is from RefSeq and is a predicted model, not a curated record. Gene Ontology annotation, biological process: protein phosphorylation; microtubule cytoskeleton organization; intracellular signal transduction. Bases 1 to 2877 code for a protein of 958 amino acids. NCBI's taxonomy places the organism in Eukaryota, Fungi, Ascomycota, Eurotiomycetes, Eurotiales, Aspergillaceae. The transcript is spliced from 3 exons.